UUACACUCGUUUAUUUUCCAGACAUGAGGUUCUAGCUUUUAGUUAGCAAGACCCCAAAAACCCUAUUUAUGCUCCCAACGACCUUAACGUCCGUUUUCCCUCCCUCCAUACCCGACUUUGCUCAAAAAAUGUUCUGCUGCCUCUAGGUACCCAAAUUUCAUCCAACGUCACCAGCCAACACGCAUUUCACCUGGCAAAGCGCCAGUCCAAUUCAUCAGCUUAUAUAAGCACACCAUUCCUCGGAAUACAUGCUCAAUUUAUCCCGCCACAACUGCAUUUUCAUUGCAACCCUAGCAGAUUGCAACAGAGCACAACAGAUACUAGAGAGGUGUUUCUAUUUUAUCGUCUUUGGUUACAGUUUGUGAGAAAAUGGCGCUGAGAGCAGGUAGGUUGAUGUUAAUGGCGGCUGCCAAAGCUCAGCAAGCUCGUGCUUCGACGGAAAAGCUUUCAACGAAAGUGCCUAAACCGAAGACGAACCCUAGCCCUACUCCUAGCCCCAUCAAAAAAGAGAAAACGGGCAUUAUGCUUGACCGCCCCGUUUCUACUGAAAUGGGAAAAUUCUGCGGGGUCUCCGAGAUUUCCCGUACUGAGGCUAUGAAGAAAAUUUGGGUAUACAUCAAGGAGAAAGACCUUCAGCACAUUGCAAGGGUUCAAGGGGCUCCUUCAAAGGGCCAUUCAAAAGGCUUGAUUCAAAAGAAUCCUGAGAACAAGAGAGAGAUUAUAUGUGAUGAGAAGUUGAAGACUAUUUUUGAUGGGAAGACAACUGUCGGAAUGAUGGAGAUAGCAAAGUUAAUAAGUCCUCACUUCAUCAAAGCUAAGUAAUCCCCUUUUCAUUUGAGACAUGUAACUACACCAUUGGUUUAAAGAGUGAAAUUUGACAAGGAAGAAAAGCAUGCAUGAUGGCUUCGGUAAAUACUGUGCAGAUGAUUUUUGAAGGCAACACUUUUAUUGAAUACUGUGCAUAGUUCAAGUUUUUGGACUAUGAUAUUUGUGAAUUUGUUUUAGAUUUUCAAACUAGUUGCAUCCUCUUUGCAAGUAUGCAUGUUCCUUGUAAACUUUGAAAUCAGUUUGUUUGGAGUUCGGGCACAAUUUUUAGGUGCUUGAUUUUGAGAUUGAAACUCUACUUUUAACCAAUGCUCCAUUUUCGAGAUUAA
Molecule: messenger RNA, 1154 nt
Organism: Cryptomeria japonica (Japanese cedar)
Lineage: Eukaryota; Viridiplantae; Streptophyta; Pinopsida; Cupressales; Cupressaceae
Product: protein TRI1
Exons: 4
Coding region: 370-822 (150 amino acids)
Cellular component (GO): nucleus
Source: RefSeq, a predicted model, not a curated record